This is a messenger RNA of Effrenium voratum, 1696 nucleotides long. The record is from the annotation of a GenBank genome assembly. Lineage: Eukaryota; Dinophyceae; Suessiales; Symbiodiniaceae.
GGUUUAGUCCAUGGUAGAAGGCCAGCGCAAUGGCCCGCCUCCUGCUUCUGUGUGUCCUCCCUUGGCCUUUGUUCGGCCAGCCGGACGCCAGAGAAGAGGCAUGCAGCAGCUCCAAGGCUCAGGAGUUCUGGGCUGAGAUGCGGCGCCAAGGCCUACAGCUCAACAUCCAGCGAAAGAUGGUGGGCGGCAAUCGCACCGCCAUGGUGCUGCGCGAUGACGUGUUUUACGGCCGCGCCAUCAUGAAGAUUCCGCGCCAGGCCUUGCUGACCCUGGAGACUGGCCGAAGCCCGAAGUUGAAGGAAGAGCUGACACGCUUGUUGUUCGAAGACAAGAAGCUGCAGAAGGAGUUCAACAUAACAAGCGAGGAUCACAUCCACCUGCUCAGUCUUGCAUACACGCUAAUAGCCGAAAGGCGUAAUCCUGAAUCUGUGUUUGUGGAUUGGCUGAACGCAACUCGCAACGAGCAAGUCUUCGCCUUGCAGCUGACGCAUCGCCAGCAGAAGGUAUUGGUGGGCACCAGUGUAGAGGAGGCAGUGGAGGAAAUGGCGAGCCGGAGGGAUUUGAUCCAGCAGGCAGCCUCGAACCUGACCUUCUUCAAGAAGAAACCCGUUUCCCUGGAUGAAGCAUCAUGGGCCCUAGCAGUGAUAAUGCGCCACGGGCGCGUAGUGCACCCAUACCAAGACCAGCGAGAUGUGCGAGACCCACGUAUGUACAUAUUUCCUUUGCGCGAGCUUCUGGAGGUAGCAAUGCAUGCCAACCCCGGGGUGGCGAUCGGAUUCCAAGAGGAGAUCAUCAUCGAGGGCAAGCGAGAGGAGGAUGUCGUGCUGCAAAUCGCGCGAAGGGACAUGCCCAAGGGUGAGGAGAUCUUUGUGUGGCCGGGACGGCUGUCCAGCAGCGAGAUGAUUGCCAGGCAUGGCUUCAGCCUCACUGAGAACCCCAUUGGCAUUGGACGUAACGUCACUCAGCCGCCCAGCUGGACCGACAGCAAGAACUCGAAGAGCCGCAAGGAGUACGAUCUAUACAACUGCUCGACGUUGGAGUCAUUCGAGCUGCGGUUCAAUCGUGAAGGCUAUCCCAUGCGGUCAUUUGUGCGAUGCUACCGUAUCUCCUGGUUCAUUGGCAAUGGCUGGUAUUCACCAGCGCUGAAGAAUCGCAUGCGCGAUCUCAACAAAUGGCCGCCGCCGGAAAAAUAUACGAAGUCGGACUGGCUGGCAUGGACGCAAGCUGAUGCCGAAGUGAACCGUGCCAUCAUGGACUACUGUCAGUACAUGCGACAGCGCUUGAAGGACGUUUGCUGGCAAGAAGCGGGACAAAGGCAACAAAACGUCUACUCUGCUCAAGGGAGAGCAAUGUCCAGCAGCCGCUGUUGUCUCCUCCUCCCCCAACAAUGCAGCUUGAACUUCAGGAGACUAUGGACGCCAACACCGCGGAUGACUUCCGGCACUCAAAAGAUCCUGUUGACAAGGUUUUGUGGCAGAUGCGCUCUGAAGAGUCUCGCACGUUCAAGAACUGCAUUGCCUUGGCAAAGAAGGUCAGGAUGUAGUGGGCAAUCAAGCCGGCUGGAAUCCUGCCUUGGCUCUUCCGGCCCCUGUUGCAUGAAGCAGUUGCAUGGAGCGAAAGCUGAAUUCAUGGUGAUGGACCCCAUAUGCGAAGAAACUGCUGGGCACUAUGCCUAGCGCACGAGUUGGAAUGUCAG